AUCGUCUCGGCGGCAGCAGCGGCAGCGGCCUCCGUGGGGGCGCAGGCGCGCGUGCGAGAUGCCCCGCGACGAGAUGGCGGCUUCGCUGAUCCAGCGGGUGGCGCGACAGGCGCGGGCGACCUUCGGGGCGGGCUCUUCGGGGGAGGCCUCGGGGGAGCUUCAGCGCCUGCGGGAGCUGCUGGGCCAAGUCAGCGCCGAGGACCUGGGCCUGCAGCCGCGGGGCCCUUCGCUCGGGCCGGGAGCCAGCCAGCCGCCCGUCAGCUACAUGCACAUCUGCGAGACGGCGCGCUUCAGCAUGGGCGUCUUCGUGCUCCGCGCCGGCGCCUGCAUCCCUCUGCACGACCACCCGGGCAUGCAGGGGCUGCUGAAGGUCCUCUACGGCACCCUCCGCAUCGCCUGCUUCGACGAGCAGCCCGAGGAGCCCCAGGACGGCCCCGACGCCGCCGCUUCCUCCGACGCCGACGCCUCCGGGGCCGCUUCCUGCCCCGGCCGCCCUCGCCGCCUGCGCGCCCUGCUCCGCUCGCACCGCCUCUACACGGCCUCCGCGCCGCCCUGCCUGCUCUCCCCGCAGCGGGACAACCUGCACCAGAUCGCGGCCGAGGGUGCCGGGCCCGCCGCCUUCCUCGACAUCCUGGCGCCGCCCUACGACCCGGCCCGCGGACGCGACUGCCACUACUACCGGCUGGCCGACGGGCAGAGCCUCCCGCCCGCAACCGCCCCUCCGUGCGCUCUCUGGCUGCUGGAGACCCCGCAGGCACCCGACUUCUGGUGCGGCGGAGAGCCUUACCCGGGCCCCCGAGUCUACCUCUGAGCCAGGAUGGGACGGACGGCCUCCUUGGCUCACUUCGACGGCGGGGCUACCGAGGGGGACGAUGCCCGCCUGGACUUUCUGCUGGGUUUCAACGCCGGGUCUUGUCUGGACUUUCAAGGCCCCCUCCUCCUUCGGGGGUGUAAAACAGCGUUUCUGAGAUCAUGGAUUGACUCCCCCCUUUUAUUUUUUUAAACUCCCGUCGAAUUAUUUUGCACAAAGUUUUAUUAAAAGAAGAGAAAAGAGCCUU
Messenger RNA from Thamnophis elegans (Western terrestrial garter snake), 1058 nucleotides. RefSeq names its product 2-aminoethanethiol dioxygenase (gene ADO). Bases 59 to 811 code for a protein of 250 amino acids. The transcript has a single exon. Lineage: Eukaryota; Metazoa; Chordata; Lepidosauria; Squamata; Natricidae. The record is from RefSeq and is a predicted model, not a curated record. Gene Ontology annotation, cellular component: mitochondrion. Gene Ontology annotation, molecular function: oxidoreductase activity, acting on single donors with incorporation of molecular oxygen, incorporation of two atoms of oxygen.